Messenger RNA from Tympanuchus pallidicinctus (lesser prairie-chicken), 5450 nucleotides. It is a transcript of the gene UBR2, whose product is annotated as ubiquitin protein ligase E3 component n-recognin 2. Gene Ontology annotation, biological process: ubiquitin-dependent protein catabolic process via the N-end rule pathway. The record is from RefSeq and is a predicted model, not a curated record. Lineage: Eukaryota; Metazoa; Chordata; Aves; Galliformes; Phasianidae. The coding region runs from base 64 to 5319 and encodes 1751 amino acids. Gene Ontology annotation, molecular function: zinc ion binding; ubiquitin protein ligase activity. Gene Ontology annotation, cellular component: cytoplasm; ubiquitin ligase complex. The transcript is spliced from 47 exons.
GCAGCCGGGUCCGGUUCCGGGCGUCGCUUCCGUGGCGGCGGCGCGGGGCGGGGCGGGGAGAAGAUGGCGACGGAGCUCGAGACGGAGGUGCAGGCUAUUGACAAGAGCUUGCUGGAGUGCUCGGCCGAAGAGAUCGCCGCGAAAUGGCUGCAAGCAAAUGAGCUUCAGAAGGAAGUGUACCAGCAUCUGGCCUACUAUGUACCAAAAAUUUACUGCAGGGGUCCUAACCCUGCCCCACAGAGAGAAGACAUGCUGGCACAACAUGUGUUGCUGGGACCAAUGGAAUGGUAUCUUUGUGGCGAAGAUCCUGCAUUUGGUUUUCCAAAGCUGGAGCAAGCAAACAAACCUUCCCAUCUCUGUGGUCGCGUUUUUAAAGUGGGAGAACCUACGUAUUCCUGCAGAGACUGUGCAGUAGACCCAACUUGUGUGUUGUGCAUGGAGUGCUUUCUUGGAAGUAUUCAUAGAGAGCACCGAUACAGGAUGACAACAUCGGGUGGAGGAGGUUUCUGUGACUGUGGUGAUACUGAAGCUUGGAAAGAAGGUCCUUACUGUCAGAAGCAUGAACUUAACACUUCAGAGACUGCAGAAGAAGAGGAUCCUCUUGUGCACUUACCAGAAGAUAUGGUGGCAAGAGCUUAUAAUAUUUUUGCUAUCACCUUUAAAUAUGCGGUAGACAUAUUAACAUGGGAAAAAGAAAAUGAAUUGCCUGGCCUAGAAAUGACUGAGAAGAGUGACACUUACUACUGCAUGCUCUUUAAUGAUGAAGUCCACACCUAUGAACAAGUUAUUUAUACUCUUCAGAAAGCUGUCAACUGCACACAGAAGGAAGCUAUUGGUUUUGCAACAACAGUAGAUAGAGAUGGCCGUAGGUCUGUCCGAUAUGGAGACUUUCAGUACUGUGAUCAAGCAAAAUCAGUAAUUGUGAGAAAUACCAGUCGUCAGACAAAGCCAUUGAAAGUACAGGUUAUGCAUUCAUCUAUUGUUGCCCAUCAGAGCUUUGGUCUGAAGCUCCUAACUUGGCUUGGCAGUGUUAUUGGAUAUUCAGAUGGCCUUCGUCGAGUAUUGUGUCAGGUUGGUUUGCAGGAGGGACCGGAUGGGGAAAAUUCUUCUCUUGUGGAUAAGCUGAUGUUGUAUGAUUCUAAACUGUGGAAAGGAGCUAGAAAUGUGUAUCACCAGUUAUUCAUGAGCAGUCUACUUAUGGACUUGAAAUAUAAGAAGCUUUUUGCUAUCCGUUUUGCAAGAAACUAUGAGCGAUUGCAGAGUGAUUUUAUGAAAGAUGACCACGACAGAGAGUUCUCAAUUGCUGACCUCUCGAUACAGAUAUUCACAGUGCCUUCUCUUGCUCGAAUGCUAAUAACAGAGGAAAAUCUCAUGACCACUAUCAUCAAAACUUUUAUGGACCAUUUAAGACACCGUGACAUCCAAGGCAGGUUUCAGUUUGAACGUUACACUGCUCUGCAGGCUUUCAAAUUCAGGCGUGUUCAAAGUCUUAUUCUGGAUCUCAAGUAUGUGUUGAUAAGUAAGCCAACUGAGUGGUCAGAAGACUUGAGACACAAGUUUCUAGAGGGUUUUGAUGCCUUCUUAGAGUUACUCAAAUGUAUGCAGGGUAUGGAUCCAAUAACCCGUCAAGUAGGACAACACAUCGAAAUGGAACCAGAAUGGGAAGCAGCAUUUACAUUGCAAAUGAAAUUAACACUUGUUAUUUCAAUGAUGCAGGACUGGUGUGCUUUAGAUGAAAAAGUGUUAAUUGAAGCUUACAAGAAAUGCCUGGCUGUGCUGAUGCAGUGUCAUAGUGGCUUUACUGAUGGAGAGCAGCCUAUUGUUCUCAGCAUGUGCGGGCAUUCAGUGGAGACCAUCAGAUACUGUGUUUCCCAGGAAAAAGUCAGCAUUCACCUCCCAGUUUCACGUUUACUUGCAGGCUUGCAUGUUUUGUUGAGUAAAACUGAAGUGGCGUAUAAGUUUCCAGAGCUGCUACCCCUGAGUGAACUUAGCCCACCUAUGUUAAUAGAACAUCCUCUACGAUGCUUAGUUCUAUGUGCUCAAGUGCAUGCAGGGAUGUGGAGAAGAAAUGGCUUCUCUCUUGUUAAUCAGAUUUAUUACUAUCAUAAUGUGAAGUGCAGGAGAGAGAUGUUUGACAAGGACAUAAUAAUGCUUCAGACAGGUGUGUCUAUGAUGGAUCCAAAUCACUUCCUGAUGAUAAUGCUGAGCCGCUUUGAACUUUAUCAGAUAUUUAGUACUCCAGACUAUGGCAAGAGAUUUAGCACAGAAAACACUAACAAGGAUGUUGUUCAACAAAACAAUACUCUUAUAGAGGAGAUGCUGUACCUCAUCAUAAUGAUUGUUGGAGAAAGAUUCAGUCCUGGGAUAGGACAGGUAAAUGCAACAGAUGAAAUCAAACGAGAGAUCAUCCAUCAGCUGAGCAUCAGGCCAAUGGCUCACAGUGAAUUAGUAAAGGCAUUACCUGAAGAUGAGAACAGAGAGACGGGAAUGGAAAGUGUGAUUGAAGAAGUGGCUUGUUUCAAGAAACCUGGAUUAACUGGCAGAGGACUGUAUGAAUUAAAACCAGAAUGUACCAAGAACUUCAAUCUGUAUUUCUAUCACUUCUCAAGGGCAGAGCAAUCAAAGGCUGAAGAAGCACAAAGAAAGCUGAAAAGACAGAACAGAGAAGAUACAGCACUUCCACCACCAGUGUUGCCUCCUUUCUGCCCACUUUUUGCAAGUCUGGUUAAUAUUCUGCAGUCUGAUGUCAUGCUGUGCAUUAUGGGAACGAUACUGCAGUGGGCAGUAGAACACAAUGGCUACGCCUGGUCAGAGUCCAUGCUGCAAAGGGUUUUGCAUUUGAUUGGAAUGGCACUACAAGAAGAAAAACAGCAUCUGGAGAAUCUCAGUGAGGAGAAUGUUGUAACAUUUACCUUCACUCAGAAAAUAUCAAGACCAGGAGAGGCACCCAAUAAUUCCCCUAGUAUACUCGCUAUGCUAGAAACACUGCAAAAUGCACCUCAUCUGGAAGUGCACAAGGACAUGAUCAGGUGGAUUUUGAAGACUUUUAAUACCAUUAAGAAACUAAGAGAGAGUUCUUCCACAAGUCCUGUGGCUGAGAGCGAAGGAACUGUUAUGGAGGAGAGUUCACGUGAUAAAGACAAAGCUGAGAGGAAGCGAAAAGCUGAGAUUGCGAGGCUGCGCAGAGAGAAGAUAAUGGCCCAGAUGUCUGAGAUGCAGCGGCACUUCAUUAAUGAGAACAAAGAACUCUUUCAGCAGACUUUGGAGGAGCUGGAUUCUUCAACUUCUGGAGUGCGUGAUAAUAGCCCUGUAAUUUCAGAUGCAAAACUCACAGCCCUGGGGCCAGAGCAAACUAGGGUAGCUGAACGCAGACAGAUUGUUAUGUGUAUAUUGUGUCAGGAGGAACAAGAAGUUAAAGUGGACAGUAGAGCUAUGGUGUUGGCAGCAUUCAUUCAGAGAUCAACUGUGUUGUCUAAAAAUAGAAACAGAAUUAUUCCAGACCCUGAAAAGCAUGACCCAUUGUUCAUGCAUCCAGAUCUGUCAUGUGGAACACACACGGGUAGCUGUGGCCAUAUUAUGCAUGCUCAUUGUUGGCAAAGGUAUUUUGAUGCUGUCCAAGCAAAAGAGCAACGAAGGCAACAAAGAUUAAGAGUACACACAAGUUACGAUGUAGAAAAUGGUGAAUUCCUUUGCCCACUUUGUGAAUGUUUAAGCAACACUGUUAUUCCUUUGCUUCCACCACCAAGGGUUUUGUUUAACAGGUUAGACUUUUCAGGCCAACCAGACCUCACUCAAUGGAUCAAAACAAUAUCUCAGCAAAUAAAAGCACUAUAUUUACUUCGAGAUGAAGACCGUUCAAAUAAUUCUGGCAGUUCAGAAAAAAUGGAUCAACUACAACUGCCUGAAGGAUUUAGACCAGAUUACAAACCGAAGAAUCCAUAUUCUGAAAGCAUUAAGGAGAUGCUGACAACAUUUGGUACAGCAACAUACAAAGUGGGCUUGAAGGUUCAUCCAAAUGAAGAAGAUCCACGUGUACCUAUAAUGUGCUGGGGAAGCUGUGCUUACACAAUACAGACCAUAGAACGAAUUCUAGCUGAUGAAGAUAAGCCAUUAUUUGGCCAUUUACCUUGUCGACAGGAUGACUGCCUUACAUCAUUAACAAGAUUUGCAGCAGCUCACUGGACAGUCUCAUCUCUUUCAGCUGUAAAGGGUCACUUUUGUACUCUCUUAGCAUCACUGGUGCCUAAUGAGAAAAAUGGAAACCUUCCAUGCAUACUUGAUAUCGACAUGUUUCAUUUAUUGGUCAGCUUGGUGCUCUCUUUCCCUGCCAUACAUUGUCAGGAUUUUUCAGGGAUCAGUCUUGGCACUGGAGAUCUUCACCUGUUUCAUCUUGUCACAAUGGCACACAUAAUACAAAUUCUGCUUACCUCAUCGACAGAAGAGAAUGGCAUGGAUCAAGAGAACACCAGCAGUGAAGAAGAAGAAGCUGUGCUUACGCUGUAUAAAUUUCUUUGCCAGUGUACAGGAAGUGCCUUGAAAGAAAUUUCCUCAGGAUGGCACCUAUGGAGGAAUCUAAAAGCUGGAAUCAUGCCUUUUCUGAGAUGUUCUGCUUUGUUCUUUCAUUACUUAAAUGGAGUCCCAGCACCCUCAGAACUUCAAGUGAAUGGAACAAACCAGUUUGAACACUUAUGUAGCUAUCUUUCCUUGCCAAGCAACCUCACCUGCCUUUUUCAAGAAAAUAGUGAGAUUCUGAAUGCCUUGGUAGAAAGUUGGUGUAGUAACAGCGAAGUAAAAAGAUAUCUGGAAGGCAAGAGGCAUGCUGUCAGCUAUGCAAGAGAAUCCAAUAAGUUAAUAGACCUUCCGGAUGACUACAGCUGCCUCAUUAACCAAGCUUCUAAUUUCUCGUGUCCAAAAUCAGGUGGUGACAAAAGCAGAGCUCCAACAUUGUGCCUUGUGUGUGGGACCAUGCUAUGUUCUCAGAGUUACUGUUGUCAAACUGAGUUAGAAGGAGAAGAUGUUGGAGCCUGUACUGCACAUACAUACAGCUGUGGUUCUGGAGUGGGCAUAUUCCUUAGAGUACGAGAAUGUCAGGUGCUCUUUUUAGCUGGAAAAACAAAGGGCUGCUUUUAUCCUCCUCCUUACCUUGAUGACUAUGGAGAGACAGACCAGGGACUUCGGCGUGGGAAUCCCUUACAUCUGUGCAAAGAACGAUUUAAAAAGAUUCAAAAACUCUGGCAGCAGCACAGCAUCACAGAGGAAAUUGGACAUGCACAAGAAGCAAAUCAGACACUAGUUGGCAUCGACUGGCAGCAUUUAUAAUGGUUAUCUGCUGAAGACUGGAACUUUAAUAAGACUUUUGUAAUUCAAUAAGCUUUUUCAAAGGAGGGAUUCGGAAGAAAAAAAAAAAAAAAGGUUUGAGAAAAUGAAAUAAACCCAGUCCUUUUAUUUAA